AUGGGUAACAGCGCGUUCAAAGUGAUAGUUGUGGGCGGAGGCCCAGUAGGACUCGCUGCUGCCCACGCCCUUCACCUGGCUGGCAUUGACUUUGUCGUCCUGGAACGCAGACCCGCCAUCGUGGAAGAUAAAGGCGCUAGUCUCAUUGUUCAUCCUCACACCUUGCGAAUUCUGCAUCAAUUCGGUCUUCUAGAGGAAUUGCUGCUUCGGGGUGCCGAGCUGCAUCAUCAUCUGUCGUUUACUGCCAAAGGACGCGUUUUCAAUGAGGGUACUAGAUAUACUCGAAUACGCGAAAAUCAUGGUUAUCCACCGGUUGCUUUCCACCGUGCCGAAUUGAUUGAGAUUAUGUACAAGGCAUUUCCGCCUGCUGUAAAAGAGAAGAUUUUAACGGACAAGAAACUAGUCGACAUCGAGACGAACCUCGAUGGGGUCAAAGUGACCUGCGCCGAUGGCAGCACCUUCGAGGGAUCUAUUGUGAUCGGUGCCGACGGCGUCCACAGUAAAACUCGCCAAUUGAUGCGCAAGCUCGCUCUGAAGGAAAAUCCCACACGAGACUGGGACUCUAAAAACCCCUAUACAGCAACCUAUCAGCUUCUAUAUGGUACAUUCCCGUCGCCCUCUGCAUCAGGUUUCGGGUAUGACAUUCAGGAAAAAGACAAGGCCAUUAUGUACUUCAGCAGUCCCGACCGCGGAUGGUUUUUCUUAUAUAGGAGGCUACCACAACCCACAAAAGAGCGCGCGUCUUACACAGACAAGGAUGUUGAGUCUGUGGCCCAGGAGUUUUUGGAGUUUCCCCUGACAAGGACCGUGAAAGUGAAAGAUGUCUGGCCACAAAUGUUAGGAGCUGGUCUGACAAACCUGGAGGAGGGAAUCGUGCAACACUGGAGCUUGGGAAGGAUUGUUCUUGUUGGCGAUGCAUGCCACAAGAUGACCACGCACCUGGGACUUGGAUUCAACAAUGGCAUCCAAGAUGUGGUAGUACUCUGCAACAGUCUUCGGAAGGUCAUCAACACAGCUCCUAAUGAGAGCCAAAAUACCACUGCCCUCACACAGAUUUUUGAAAGGUACCAGGCAGUCCGAAUGAGUUCUCUAUGCUCGCUCAAGGGCGAUGUUUGGAAAUCUGGGUUUGAGACCCAGGACUUAUUUAUGCGGUACGUUAUGGCGCCUGAGUUUCGCAAGGGGCGAAUUUUGGAUUAUGUUUCAAAGGAAGAGCCGAUGAAAGCCCGCCCGCAUCAUAGUGACUCCCUAGAGGAAGACCUUUCCCGCAAAGAACCUCUCCCCAGCUCUAGAGACCAUGUCUCUCAUAGACCAUCCACCUUCUCGCCCUCUGCGACCAAUCACCAAGUACAAAGCAGUGGCUCUCAAUUUCCCAGCCACUUACGUUUCCCUCCUCAGCAGGUGGAGUACCUUCUCGGUUGUUACUUCGAUAUUGUUCAAGACGCGAAUCCCAUCUUCUCCAAGGAGCUAUUUCUCCGCCACUAUCAAAGCUCGCUGUUCAGUGAAGAUCUCAUCUCAACAAUAGUGAUCAUUACCGCAAAGCUUACCGGGUUUACCGCAGACGGCGAUGACCACCCUAGUCUAGAUUCUAGCCUGGAUCUAUUACUCAGUUCGAGCCUAUUGGAGGAUGAUCUUAUCGGUGAUAUUCCGUCCCUCGAUCAGUUUCGUAAAGCCUAUCUCUUGGCGUUUUAUGAAUUCCAUCAAUUCCCGGGACACCACUCUUGGUUGCGCGUAGGUAGAGUGACGCGAAUGGCUUAUCGUAUCGGGCUUGACCGUCUGGACCAUAUUCGCACCCUCUAUCCUGACUGGAGCACUGUUAGUGACGAAGAGAUCCAAGAAUGGCGGUCACUCUGGUGGUGUAUCUAUCGUCUAGACACCUACUCUAAUCUCUCCUCCGGAGCACCGUAUCUGAUCGAUGACACCGUCAUCAACACCUCUUUUGUUCGAAGCCUUACCACUCAGCCAUCAGAAAGUCCCCAGGAACUAUACUUGCCGCCCGACUCAGAAGACCUAUCAAAAGUCCUUGUCGCAGCGCUUUCAGCUCCGAAUACAUUGCUAAAGAGCGUCCACAACAUCACGAUUGCUACUCUGCGCCAGACAGGACUCGUUAUCCGCCGCAUGCAUCUGCCGGGGUCACAAGAAUGUAUAGCUACUGCAAAAUUCGCCAAAGCUGAGCGACAACUGGCUACUAUCCGUUUAGCCCUGCCGACCGGCUGGCUCAAUCCAAGACGCAACGCAUUCUCAAAUGAAUCCCACGUUGAUCACCACGCUCGCAUGAUUACUAUUUUCCAUCUACGAAUGGCACAAUUACUCCUUUCAAUUGCCGACCGUGGUCUGCGACAAGCCGAUGAAUGGUUGGUAAGCUGGCAGCGAGUUCUUGAGGCAGCUCAGGAUAUCGCAACUGUCGCAGAUCAAUGGGAUAGCUCCUUUUGCCUCACCGUCGACCCAGCAAUUUCUUUUACCAUCUUCACUGCUUUGAUAUUUCUGGAUCUCCACAGAAAGACGACCAUAACGGUGGAAGAGGAGCACCACAAUAAUAAUAAUGAUGAUGAUAAUAAUCUCAGCUCCGACGAGACUAACCACCACAUCUCCAUACUACAUCUCCAACUACAGCAUUUUGGCAGUAUUUGGACACUACCAAGGCUUCUUAAGCACACAAGUAUCCUUCGAAAGCUUCAGUCAAUCAGUCGCUGGCCCCCUCUCCUAUCGCCAUAUUUGUCUAAUACUGUCGCGUUUCGAAGCGCCUUUACAUCCUAG
This is a messenger RNA of Talaromyces rugulosus, 2754 nucleotides long. RefSeq lists its product as uncharacterized. The transcript is spliced from 6 exons. Gene Ontology annotation, molecular function: zinc ion binding; FAD binding; DNA binding. Gene Ontology annotation, biological process: DNA-templated transcription. The coding region runs from base 1 to 2754 and encodes 917 amino acids. Lineage: Eukaryota; Fungi; Ascomycota; Eurotiomycetes; Eurotiales; Trichocomaceae. The record is from RefSeq and is a predicted model, not a curated record.